Lytechinus pictus (painted urchin) is the source of this 1197-nucleotide messenger RNA. Its product is annotated as histamine H2 receptor-like. Bases 145 to 1149 code for a protein of 334 amino acids. Gene Ontology annotation, molecular function: G protein-coupled receptor activity. The transcript has a single exon. Gene Ontology annotation, cellular component: membrane. The record is from RefSeq and is a predicted model, not a curated record. Gene Ontology annotation, biological process: G protein-coupled receptor signaling pathway. NCBI's taxonomy places the organism in Eukaryota, Metazoa, Echinodermata, Echinoidea, Temnopleuroida, Toxopneustidae.
CGGAACUAGAAAUUGCUGCAAUCGUACUUUGAAACAUUUUGCUUUCAUUUCAGGCAUACCUCAUCGACACUCGUCGAUUGAUGAUUUUCGAAUGCUGAUUUUAGAGUAAUAUUUCACCUGCAAGAUUGAAAAGAAUAAAUACGGAUGGAAAAUUCGACUCUGAAUAGAGGGAUUUACCCCUUCGCUUUUGUGAUCUUCAUGGACAGCCUGGGUUUAACCCUUUCCGUGUCACUGAACGUUUUUCAUGUUUUGGUUUUAGCACGCACUGUUUCUCUAUUCUCGAUGAAUCUCCGUCUGUGCCUCAAAGUGUUAGCCCUCUCUGACAUUCUCGGCGGACUUCUAUGUUAUGGAAUGGAAAUUAUCGUUUAUUUCAAAAGAGAAAUUGUCACAUCAAACGUUCAUGGGUGCAAUAUGGCAGCAGCUUUCUGCACAAUCUUCGUGGGUUUUUCUCAGUUUAUACUGUUCGUUAUUACCAUUGAUCGAUAUAUAGCAGUGACACGCCCUCUCCAGUACUUCAAUACCUUACCUAGGAGGCGUAUUAGGAUCCUACUGCUUACUGCUUUUGUCGGUGGAGUGUUCACAGGGAUAGGACGAUCUGUUCAUGGCACAAUGAUUGAUUACUGCGACUUCAACACCUCGCAUAAAUUAUUCACACAACUUAUCAUGGUUAUAUAUCACAUAGUACCUAUAGCAUUGGUAAUGAUCACAACUUUCCUCAAUGCGCGUCUUUUGUCGAUCGCACGCGCACAUGCGAAACGAAACAAAACUACUCACCAAUCACGUGACACUUCGCAUGACCCGGAACAACAUUCAUUCUCAGAAAGGUUUAAGAGCGCAAUAACGAUUUCUGCAGUUGUGGGAGCCAGCUAUAUGGUGUGGUUGCCUUACCUUACCAUAACCAUAAUGUGCCUAGCUAUGAAUUCAGACCUGUCUUUCGUCGGCAAGGCUGUAAUGUACUGGUUACUUUAUGCCACUUUCUGGCUCAAUCCUAUCGUCAUUGGCGUUGUCAGUGAAAAAUACAGGAACGCAGUUCAUAAAGCCAUCAAGGGCAGAGUGCUCAGUCCCUCAAAUUCUUCAAGUAAUUCUGAACUCUGCAGAUUCAGACAUUCUUCUCGAGAACAGGUUGUUGAGGCUCACGACAAAAAUUAGGAAUUGGUUAUCCAAAAUGAUCCCGAAAUGACAAGUGGUGUUUUUUAG